Hyaloperonospora brassicae is the source of this 1260-nucleotide messenger RNA. Lineage: Eukaryota; Oomycota; Peronosporomycetes; Peronosporales; Peronosporaceae. The record is from the annotation of a GenBank genome assembly.
AUGAAAACGUCGCGCGCGCAUCAGCAGCUGCUGCCGUCGGCGCCGCCCGCGCGGGCCCUGCGGUACCGCCGCAAAGUCCCACCACUGCCCACAGAGAAGCCGCAGGUCGAGGAGCCGCAGCCGCAGCUGCCGGGACGCGUCCCCGCGCCGUCGCCGCCCGCGUCGAAACAACAACUUACAGAGCUGCAGCUGCAGCAGACGCAGAAUGCUCAGCCACGUGCACGCGCGCAGGAGCUGCCCGAGAGCCGCCCGCGUCGGCGGUCGCCAGCCGAUCGCCGCUUCCGGUCCGAGUCACGUCGCUCGAAGCAGCCGCCGCUGCUGAAGCAGGUGCUGUGGAAAGCCAAAGCCAUGCAGCCCACCCCGGCGGCUCUGGCGCGGACACUGGUACAGCAGCAACGCGAGUGCACCAAAGAGGCAGAGCUGGUGCAGGAAGUGACAAAGGAGAAGCGCGUGGACGCAGCUGCUCGCGCCGUGUCGUCGACGUUUGUGGUCGGGCUGUCCAGUCAAGAGACGCAGAGCGGGUCGGAGGAUGAGACGAUCUUUCUGCCGUUUACGAGGGACGUGGUGCCAGCUGUGCGGACGUCGACUGCGUGGCAGGUGGGCAAGAGAGAGGAGAACGGCGGGGGAGGGCCGGACCGAGAGGACGCUGCUGGUCCCGUGACGCUGUCGGAGGAGGUGCUGGACGACGAGGGUGGACUCGACCAAGCAGCAGCGUCGACGCGCGUGACACAACGGCAGAAGUACAAGCUGAAGCAGAAACAGCGACGUGGCGCAGCAAAGGAGAAGAAACGGAUGCAACAUCAAAUGAAGCAGGGCCACGAGCAGCUGUAUGCUAGAGAAGACACGGGGUCGUCACUGGACGACGAGAACACAACGACAGACGCUGUUGAUUCGCCCACGACGAUGGACACGAGUGAGCCAGACGCGGCUGUAUGUCGCUCCGUGCUCGUAGAGGUGAAGGAAGUAGAGCCAUUUAUUGUAGUGGGCGACGUAGCUUGUCCGGUCGUGGCUGGUUCCGACGAAGAGCUUGGUGUUGCUACUGCUGCGCCGGACGAAGGCGAGUUGGACGAAGCAAGUGCUCAGGAGGAGACUGUACAGGGGUCUUGUCAGUCUAUGAUUGACGCGUUGGAUGAGAUACGGGUGGAGUGCCGCGAGAGUUUUGUGGUGGCGAAGUCGGGUUUCGAUGCGGCUUCGAGCUACGAUUUCUUCAAACACCGCUUUUGCGAAAUCCAGAGAGACACUGGCAUUGUGUACUACUGA